Messenger RNA from Wasmannia auropunctata (little fire ant), 728 nucleotides. RefSeq lists its product as uncharacterized. The coding region runs from base 31 to 459 and encodes 142 amino acids. Lineage: Eukaryota; Metazoa; Arthropoda; Insecta; Hymenoptera; Formicidae. The record is from RefSeq and is a predicted model, not a curated record. The transcript is spliced from 4 exons.
GUUCUCUUUCUGAAGGUUGACAGCUUAUAGAUGGCGUCAAAAUACUACACAAAUUUUAGACAGGAUGAUUCAGGAAUGAACAAGCGCCAUUUUCGAGAGAUUGAGAUCCCUGUUGAAAAGUUAAAACGCAAAGCAGAUGAUGAAGAGGAAGGCCAUUUGACAAAGACAACUGUAAACUCUAUCAAAAUGAGCAAGCAGAAAAGAUUAGCCGUUCUGAACAAUGUAAAGCAAGACGAGGCUAAGCUUGAUCCAAAUAUAGUUGGAUUUGAAUCCAGCCAUAGUAGCGAUGAAGAUGAUAGUAACGAAGAGGAGGAAAGUGAAGCACAGGUUCCUGCUUCUAAUGUUGUGAUAAAUGAAAAGAAAGAUAAACGUAUCACGAAAGAAUCUAAAAAAUCAGUGGAGGAAGUACAACAACGAAACGUUGCCCCCAAAGUUCGCCUGCUGUUUUUGUACCUGUAAAUAGAAAACCUGAGAUACGAGCAGCAAGAUUGAAAUUGCCCGUUGUCGCGGAAGAACAAGUUAUAGUUGAGACAAUAAAUGAGAAUCCAAUAGUCAUAAUUAUGGGAGAGACGGGAAGUGGUAAGUAAGAUUAUUAUAAUUAACAGCAGUGAAAGAUAUCAGAUUUCGUUAAUUUUUGGGAGAACGUUAUGAUAAUAUUAGGCUAAGCACAAUUUUUUUUAGUGACUUCUCUUUUGUUUAAUUAUUCAAUUCCGUCGCAGGGAAGACAA